AUGUUCGAAAAUGUGUGCGCCAUCCCGCUCGACCACGAUCUCUUUGCCCAGGCCAUCCACCCGGCCGAGCCCGUUGUGGCUGUCGGGCUUGCCUCGGGUCACGUGCAGACCUACCGCCUGCCUCCCGCCACUGACAACCACAACAACACCACGCUAGCCUCGGAGAAAGGCUUUGGCACGAUUGAGACGGCCUGGAAGACACGGCGACACAGGGGCAGUUGUCGCACCCUCGGCUACAGCAUUGACGGCGCCCACCUGUACUCGGCCGGUACCGAUGGUAUUGUCAAGAUUGCCGACGCCAUGACCGGCCAGGUGGUCGCAAAGAUUGCCGUGCCUUUGGAUCCCGCCAAUAAGGCCAUCGACGCCCCGACCCUCGUCCACGCCCUCUCUCCGCAAUCCCUCAUUCUCGCAACCGACUCCUCAGCCCUCCACAUCUACGACAUCCGCGACCUCGGCGGCAAAUCUGCCCUUAAACCAGAAACCACCCACCACCCCCACGACGACUACAUAUCCUCCCUCACGCCCCUCCCCGCUACCGCCGCUAGCACCAGCGGCUUCAGUAAGCAAUGGGUCACCACGGGCGGGAGCACACUCGCCGUUACCGAUCUGCGGCGCGGCGUCAUGGUCCGCAGUGAAGACCAAGAGGAAGAACUACUCAGCUCCGUCAUGGUUAGCGGCCUGCCCAAAAAGGGCACCAGCGUGGGCGAAAAAGUCAUCGUUGGCGCAGGCAAUGGCGUCUUGACUCUAUGGGAACGUGGCGUGUGGGACGACCAGGACGAGCGCAUUGUCAUUGAUCGCUCCAGAGGCGGUGGCGAGAGUCUCGAUGCCCUUGCACUGCUGCCAGAGGGCGUAGGUCCGGGUGGCAAGAUUGUCGCUGUCGGAAUGGGCAACGGCACCAUGCGCUUUGCCAAGAUUGGUCCCAACAAGAUUGUUGCAGAGCUCAAGCACGACGAGCUGUCGCAAGAGGGUGUCAUUGGCCUAGGCUUCGAUGUUCAUGGCAGGAUGAUUAGUGGAGGGGGCAAGACAGUGAAAGUGUGGGGUGAGCAGACAUGGCAAGAUGUUGAUGAGGCCGAGGAGGACGACGACGAAGACGAUGACAGCGACGAUGACAGUGACGUAGAUGCGACGGCAACGAAUGGCAAGCGCGCACACGAUAGCGAUGACGACGCGAAUAGCCAUGAUAGUAGCUCCGAGGAUGAAACCAAGGGCAAACGCAGGAAGCGCAAGCGAAACAAGGGCGGCCAGGCAAAGGGCCACGGCAUCUUGAAGUUCACGGGUCUGGACUGA
Plenodomus lingam JN3 is the source of this 1287-nucleotide messenger RNA. It is a transcript of the gene JIP5, whose product is annotated as WD repeat-containing protein jip5. The record is from RefSeq and is a predicted model, not a curated record. NCBI's taxonomy places the organism in Eukaryota, Fungi, Ascomycota, Dothideomycetes, Pleosporales, Leptosphaeriaceae. Gene Ontology annotation, molecular function: protein binding.